Messenger RNA from Podospora pseudocomata, 195 nucleotides. RefSeq lists its product as uncharacterized. The transcript is spliced from 2 exons. Bases 1 to 195 code for a protein of 64 amino acids. NCBI's taxonomy places the organism in Eukaryota, Fungi, Ascomycota, Sordariomycetes, Sordariales, Podosporaceae. The record is from RefSeq and is a predicted model, not a curated record.
AUGGCCCGCUCAGGCUGGGAUAUCCUGGCCGUUUGGGUCGACGUGCAGCAGCUUGGAGGAGCUUGGGGAGGAGAAACCACACCAGCUUGGAAUUCAGCUGCUGGUGUUUGCUGGCACUUAGCUUGGUGCAUUGCUCCUUCUAGCCUCUUCUGCCGUGCAACUCUGCCCCGCGCGAUUCCUGCCGGCCUUGAUUAA